UCAACUUAAUAAUAUCAGUAUAACUUUGUAUGCGGCGAAGGUCACCCGUUAGUACCGGCUCACACUAAAUUAUCUAACAAGAACAUGAACACUGUUCUUCCAGCCAUCGUUCUAAUAUUUUCUCUUUGUCACCAAGCUAUUUCCAUCGAAAACAAAUUCCCCGAUGAUUUUCUAUUCGGAGUUGCUAGUUCCGCGUACCAGAUUGAAGGCGGGCACGACAAACGAGGCGAAACCGUACUAGACCACUACCAACGCUUAGACCCAUCAAUCAUAUCCGACUCAUCCGACGCCAAAAUCGCCUGCGACUCGUACCACAAGUACCACGAAGACAUCAACCUUCUCGAGUACUUAGGGGUUGAUUUCUACCGAUUCUCGAUCUCUUGGCCCAGGAUUUUACCCACUGGGUACUCAAACAAGAUAAAUCCGGACGGCAUCCGGUACUACAACAACCUAAUUGAUGGUUUAAUCUCCAAAAACAUUACCCCAAUGGUCACUAUAUUCCACUACGACUUACCCAAGCCUCUGCAAGACUUAGGUGGAUGGUUUAACCCCACCACUGCCGAUUUAUUCGAGGACUAUAGUAAAAUCCUGUUCAAAAAUUUCGGCGAUAGAGUGAAAUUCUGGAUUACUUUGAACGCGAAUACUUGGGGGUACGCAGACCCGAUGUUCCCUCCCAUGCUCAACCUAUCGGGAUUGGGGGAGUACUUGUGUUACAAAACUAUCCUGUUAGCGCACGCCAAAGCGUACCAUUUAUACAAAAAGGAGUUCCGAGACGAGCAAAAAGGGCAAGUCGGGUUAACCAUUGAUGGGCGCUGGUACCACCCAGCCACUACUAGUACCAACGAUAUUGAAGCCGCUGAAAGAGUACGAGAGUUCUUAAUCGGUACUCUAGCGAACCCUAUUUUUGGCGAAGGUGAUUUUCCCAAAGUCGUUAAAGAACGGGUAGCUGAACUCAGCCACAAGGAAAAUUUUUUGAAAUCGCGACUACCACAAUUGUCACCUGAGGAAGUAGAUUUUAUUAAAGGCUCGUACGACUUUCUGGGUUUAAACAGCUACACCACUUAUUUGAUUAAGGACGAUCGUAGCAAGGAUAACUGGGAUUCCUUCUCAGAGAGUAAAGAUUUGGGGGCUAAGCUUUACCAGGACCCUGAGUGGCCGGGGAGUUUGUCUGAUUGGUUGAAGGUGGUACCGUGGGGUUUGCGUGGUGUUCUCAAAUGGGUUAAAGAUAAAUAUAAUAAUCCUCCGGUUUUUAUUACCGAGAAUGGGUUUUCGGACUCUGGGGAGUUGGAGGAUGAGGGGAGAAUACAAUAUUAUAAGUUGCACCUAGAGGCCUUAUUGGAAGCGAUCCAUGAGGAUGGGGUUAAUGUUAAAGGGUACGCGGCGUGGAGUUUACUGGAUAAUUUUGAGUGGAUGGUGGGAUAUAGCGAGAAAUUCGGCCUCUUCCACGUCGACUUCUCCGACCCCGCUCGCCCGCGCACCCCCAAGUCCUCCGCCCGCUGGUACAAAUCCUUCCUCACCCGAAGACACCUCGCCGCCGCCGCCGCCAAAACCGAGCUCUAGCACCUCUCCAGCCGGUGACUUCAACGCAAGAGGACACACGAAGCCACAGGUGUUCAACCGCCGCCGCCUGUGCGCGGAUUCCCCUUGACAAACCGCCCCCGGCCGCCGUAAUGGCAGCUGUGCACAACAUAACUAGUAUAAAUAAAUCGAAUUGCUGGCAUUCAUUCCGAUAA
Messenger RNA from Zophobas morio, 1733 nucleotides. Its product is annotated as myrosinase 1-like. Gene Ontology annotation, molecular function: beta-glucosidase activity. The transcript is spliced from 5 exons. Gene Ontology annotation, biological process: carbohydrate metabolic process. The record is from RefSeq and is a predicted model, not a curated record. Bases 85 to 1560 code for a protein of 491 amino acids. NCBI's taxonomy places the organism in Eukaryota, Metazoa, Arthropoda, Insecta, Coleoptera, Tenebrionidae.